UAUGAGGCUUAUUGUUCAAUUGAAGAUGCUUGCUUUGAGAUGUAAGUGUAAGUCGUGCUGAAAAGACAGAUACCCGGAAAAGAAUUCUACCUCUCUUGUUUUAGCAGAUUGUUGUGAUUUGAUGUUUUGGGUUCAGGUCUGGUAGAAAUGAGAUAUUUGAACCAUUUGUUCUUUGCUUAAUUAGUCAGAAUGGGUCGCGACAAAUCUCCAAGUGGCAGGGAUGCUGAGGGAGCCACCUUCCUUCAUGGGGAACUUGAUUUCUGGAUUAUAGAAGCUAAAAGUCUUCCAAAUAUGGAUUUAAAUUCAGAAAGAAUGAGGAGACUGUUUUCUAUGUGUAGAACUUGUGAGAGUUCCUCCAGAAAGAAACCCAAGCCCUCUGGAAGGCAGUCUAUGAAUACUAGUGACCCUUAUGUAUCUGUUUGCCUUUCAGGGGCUACGGUUGCUCAAACUAGAGUAAUUUCCAAUUGUGAGAACCCCGUGUGGGAUGAACAUUUCAUUGUGCCAGUUGCGCAUCCUGUAGAAAAUAUUGAGUUUCAUGUUAAGGACAAUGAUGUUCUUGGUGCUGAACUUAUAGGAGUGGUUGCAAUAUCUGCAGAAAAAGUUGUUACAGGAGAUGAAGUUAAUGGUUGGUUCACUAUUGUUGGCCAUUCUGGGACUGAUCGAAAUCCUGAACUGCAUGUUACUCUUCAGUUUAGGCCAGUGGAAGAAAAUCCUGUAUAUCAACAUGGUGUCGGGACUGGACCAGAUUACAUGGGAGUUCCAAAUACAUAUUUCCCACUCCGAAAAGGAGGGAAUAUAACCCUUUACCAGGAUGCUCAUGUACCUGAUUCCUUGGUACCUGAAAUUCCCCUUGAUGAUGAAAAAACUUUUAAGCAAGGUCAAUGUUGGGAAGACAUAUGCCAUGCCAUUCUGGAAGCAAAAUACCUCAUAUACAUAGUUGGUUGGUCCAUCUACCAUCCUGUAAAACUUGUGAGGGAACCAACAAAGCCUUUACCUGAGGAAGGGCAGCUUUCUUUGGGAGAGUUGUUGAAAUACAAAUCGCAAGAAGGGGUGCGUGUGCUUUUGCUGAUAUGGGAUGAUAAAACGUCACAUGACAAACUUCUUUUGAAAACGGAAGGUGUCAUGCAGACGCAUGAUGAAGAGACUAGAAAAUUUUUUAAACGCACAAAUGUUCAUUGUCUGCUCGCUCCUCGCUAUGCAAGCAGCAAACUUAGUUUUUUCAAGCAACAGGUCGUAGGAACCCUUUUCACACAUCAUCAGAAGUGUGUGCUUCUUGACUCCCCAGGCUCAGGAAUUAAUCGGAAAAUAACUGCUUUCAUUGGUGGUCUAGAUUUAUGUGAUGGUAGAUAUGACACACCUGAGCACCGGAUCUUUACUGAUCUAGAUACAGUCUUCAAGGGUGAUAUUCAUAAUCCUACAUUUCCUAGUAAUGCCUACGGCCCAAGGCAAGCAUGGCAUGAUCUACACUGCAGAGUCGAGGGCCCUGCUGCACAUGAUAUAUUGACUAAUUUUGAACAAAGAUGGAGAAAGUCUUCAAAGUGGCGUGACUUCAAGGUAAGAAAGGUCAAUCCUUGGCACGAGGAUGCCUUGAUAAAGCUAGACCGUGUUUCAUGGAUAACAUGUCCCUCUCCUGGUUCUGAUGGAGACGAAGUUCUGCAUGUUAGAGAUGAAGGUGACCCAGAUAAUUGGCAUGUGCAGGUAUUCCGGUCCAUUGAUUCUGGAUCUGUGAAAGGAUUUCCAAAGGAUGUUCAGCAAGCUGCAGCUCAGAACCUUAUAUGUGGGAAGAACUUGAAAGUAGACAUGAGCAUCCAUAUAGCUUAUAUAAAAGCAAUAAGAUCAGCACAACACUCGAUAUAUAUUGAGAAUCAGUAUUUCAUUGGAUCUUCAUAUUUUUGGCCAUCCUACAGAAAUGCAGGUGCUGAUAACUUAGUCCCUAUGGAACUAGCCCUGAAAAUCGCCAGCAAAAUCCGUGCAAAAGAGCGUUUUGCGGUGUAUAUAGUAAUACCUAUGUGGCCAGAGGGUGAGCCAACUAGCAAUGCUGUGCAGGAAAUAUUAUAUUUUCAGGGACAAACAGUGAGCAUGAUGUACUCGAUCAUUGCGAAAGAACUCGACCUAGCAGGCCUUUCCGAUCAGUAUAAUCCACAAGAGUACUUGAACUUCUAUUGCCUCGGUAAACGUGAAGCUCCACCUCUAGAGAGUUCGACUAAACUAAAUCACAACAAGGAUAACCGUGAACUGGGAUUGGCUCAACAAUUCCGCAGAUUCAUGAUAUAUGUUCAUGCCAAAGGGAUGAUAGUGGAUGAUGAGUAUGUGCUACUAGGAUCUGCAAACAUUAACCAGAGAUCCUUAGAAGGUUCAAGGGACACCGAAAUAGCUAUGGGUGCUUACCAGCCAAACUAUACAUGGGCGGUAAAGAAAUCCAACCCUCGUGGCCAGGUUCAUGGUUAUCGGAUGUCGCUCUGGGCGGAACACCUUGGUGAACACGACGAUGCUUUCCGGGAACCGCAAAGCCUGGAAUGUGUAAAACUUGUUAAUGAGAUUGCCCAAAGUAACUGGAAAGCAUAUGCGGAAAAUGAUUACACAGAAAUGAGGGGCCACUUGAUGCAGUAUCCAUAUGAAAUCGGAAGAGACGGAACGGUUUCUCUGAUCCCGGAACAAGAAACAUUUCCUGAUGCUGGUGGUAAAAUUCUUGGAGCACCUACCAAUCUUCCUGAUGUUCUAACAACUUAAAACGACAUGCCAAAGCCAUUGCCUUAAUUGCAAAGCCCCAGUAAGUUUUUAGUAAACCACAAAAUUGCAGGAUGUAACAUUAAAGAAAAGUCGAGAUAUAAUAUUAAG
This is a messenger RNA of Hibiscus syriacus, 2838 nucleotides long. RefSeq names its product phospholipase D delta-like. The coding region runs from base 190 to 2730 and encodes 846 amino acids. Gene Ontology annotation, biological process: phospholipid catabolic process; phosphatidylcholine metabolic process. Gene Ontology annotation, cellular component: plasma membrane. Gene Ontology annotation, molecular function: D-type glycerophospholipase activity; calcium ion binding. Lineage: Eukaryota; Viridiplantae; Streptophyta; Magnoliopsida; Malvales; Malvaceae. The record is from RefSeq and is a predicted model, not a curated record. The transcript has 11 exons.